This is a messenger RNA of Megachile rotundata (alfalfa leafcutting bee), 1546 nucleotides long. RefSeq names its product Inositol-3-phosphate synthase (gene INPP5E). Lineage: Eukaryota; Metazoa; Arthropoda; Insecta; Hymenoptera; Megachilidae. The record is from RefSeq and is a predicted model, not a curated record. Gene Ontology annotation, biological process: phosphatidylinositol dephosphorylation. Gene Ontology annotation, molecular function: phosphatase activity.
UUGUGUUGAAUUUUUAAACAUAUAUAUCGUUUAUUUUACUUUUUACUUAAAAAUGGAGGCAAAAGUUAAAGUUAAUGAUUAUUUCUUAAAUACUUUCAAAUAGGACACAAAUUGUCAUCAGUUUUGGCACAAAUGAUGUGUCAUUUCAUAAUUGACAUCAAAUUCCAAGUACAUUUUGUAAUACUAUAAGAAUGUAUGCAAGUGAAUGAAACAAUUUGAUUUUCAAUUAGUACAAUUUUAAAAAUAAUAUUUCAUUUAUAACAUAACCUAAUACAAUUGAUGAUGAUUGUAUGUACUUUGAUAUAAUUAAGGAUAAUUAUAUUAUGCAUAUAUGUACAUAAAGAAAAUGAAUUUUAUAUUUGAAAAACUUAAAAAUAAUUAAAUGUUAAAUUGGUAUUCUAAAUAUUAAAUUAAUAACUGUCCUGAAUAUGAAAGUACUCCAUUGGUUAAUAUCUGCCCUGUAUUCAUUUAAACAUAUAAAAUAUACCGAUGGUAAAAUGUUAAUAACCUAAAAUAUCAGACAUCAUAAUGAAAUAAAACAUCUUCUAUGUAGUCUCAUGGUACUAUUAAAAUACGUGUUAUACUUUGUAUAUAACUCAAAUGAAAUUAGUGACAUAUAAAAUGUUCAUUCUAUUAAUGGUUAUAAGCACUGAAGUAAUUAUUAAUUAUAUCAUGCAUUAAAAGAGAGUGCUAGCAUAAUGAAAUUAAUAUAAAUAUUUAAGUUACUAUUUGUGCAAUAAUUGCAUAUAAGUAUAUUAUGGAUAUAUCUUAUUAAAUACCUAUAAAUAAUGUGUUCGAUUUAAUCAGUAACAAAGUACUUUAUUCAUUAAUAGUGAAUAACUGUAUGGUGUUAAAAGUAUAUAGUUACAAAUACCAUGGAGCAAUGCGAAGAACAUGAUAUAUAUAAUACAACAAAUGUUACAAAAACAAAUAUUUCACCUAAAUCAAAGCAGAAGAAGAAAUCUCUUUGUCGCAUGCUUUUGAAUAAAAAAACUAAGGUGGGAUGUUUGGAAACAUCUUACAAAGAUAAUGAUUCAAACAAAAAUUCAAAGAUGGAAAAUUCGCAAUAUGGAUCUCACACUAGUACAAAACUUUCAUUAUGUUGUGCAAUGACUGAACGCAGCAGAACACCACCACAAAGUUUGACUGUUAGCAGAUUAUCGCCAACUACAUUAAGUCGCACAUCUGUUAAAUCCGAAGUAGCUUCUGUUAAUGGUAACAGUCAAAUGGAUAUAAUGAUAGAAAAGGAAGAAAUGUAUGUAGCAAGUGGAACACAAGAUAUUCGAGAACAUGUGGCAGAAACUAGUAGCAUCUCUGCAGGGAAAGACCAACGGCAAAGUGUAUUUGUCAAAGAAUCAAAACUGAUGCACUGAGGACUGAGUUACAAAUUUUUUUAAUAAAGUCUAUUUUUGCUGGAUUUGCGCGCUAGGUAUUGCUCUAACGAAAGUCAAUUUCCUACUGAAAAACCAAUGCAGGUAGAUGAACUGGGCAACUGUACCUUUUGUAAUUGAAUGCAUAAACUGUCAGUGUACCCAACUCAAUAGUU